Messenger RNA from Neolamprologus brichardi, 6309 nucleotides. The record is from RefSeq and is a predicted model, not a curated record. Lineage: Eukaryota; Metazoa; Chordata; Actinopteri; Cichliformes; Cichlidae.
CCACCGCUAUGUUGAUAGGGCGCCAUGGCAACGGUGUACCAGUGGGAUAUGCUCCGCUGUUUUUUCUGACGUUAUCCUGGGGCUAAAAUGUCAUAGUCUUAGUAGCGUUAGGUGGUGUGUUGUCUGAGUAUAAAUGUAAGAGCUGAAAAAGUACGAUGUCGGAUAUAUUGUGCCGGUGGCUGAACCAGGAGCUCCAGCUGUCAAAGGCUGUAGAGCCAAAGACCAUUGCCAAAGAUUUCGCCAGUGGUUACCUAAUGGGGGAAGUUUUGCAUAAAUAUCAGCUGCAAAACGAUUUCAAUAUGUUUAUGAAGAAAGACACCUCUGUCUCCAAACUGAAUAAUUUUACACGCCUUGAGCCUACUCUCCAAUUACUUGGGAUCUCCUUCGACAUAAACACAGCCCAAGACCUAAUUCAGGAGAAGCAGGGGGCUGCCACACGCCUCCUAUACCAACUCUAUGUCUCACUUGAGAAGAACAGGAAAGCAGAAAUUAGUGGGACAAUGAUGGAAAUUAUGCAGCCAGCAGGAUGUGCAAGCCUGCACAAAAAGGAGCAUCAAAUCUAUUCUGACCGACUGCGUCAGGUGGUGAAACGUGAUACAGAAUUGAAACUUCAGAAAAUUUCCCAGCACUAUGAGGAGAAAUUCCAGCAGUUUGUGGUGACCCCUCCGAUCGAGCAGAAGAGACAAGUCAGAGUCCAGGAUGAGAAAAGACUGAAGAAUAUUGACAAGUUGCAGGCAUUUCAUCAGAAGCACAAAGGCAUGACUUUUAACCAGACCACUUAUAUGCAGGUGCCUAAGCCACCUCCAUACAUUUCACAGCUCAGCCUAAAGAAGAGACAGCAGCAGCAGAAGCGCAAAGAACGGCAAGCACAGAUAGUCCAGACUGAAAUAGCCCAGUUUGAGACAAACAGGAAGAUGGUAAUUACUGCUGGGUUAUCAUCAAGUGGUCAGUCCCCCAUAGAUUUUUCCCUUGGUAGCAGCAGUCAGGGCCGUGAUUUGCUUGGACGUGGAAAUAAGGUGAUGUUACAGUCCAGCAACAGAUACAUACAAGAGAUCCGAAAGAGGCUGGAGGAAAAUGCUAUAGCUUGCAAGGAGAGAGAGAAAAGACAAGACAGAUUCCUGGUGGAGCAGCUCAAGGUCCAUGAAGCUCAGGAGGAGGCACGACGAGAGGAGCAACUGGUGAAGCGACUGACACGUCAGACUCAGCAGGAGCAGCGUUUGGCAACCCAGCUACUUCAGAUACGUAUGCAGAAGGAGGUCAUCCGAGAGAACCGCCUGUUCAGAGAACAGCAGUACCAGCAGCGGAGAGAGAGAGACUUCCAGGAAGCUCUGGACAGGGAGGCGGCUGUGGCUCAGCAGGCUAAGUUGGAUCGUGCAGAAGAGAUCAAAAAGGAGCUUGAAUUCUGUAACAGGAUUGCUGUUGAGAGAGCUCAAAGGAAAUAUAAGAAGCAUUUUGAGAACUGCAGGGGCAUUUUGGAGCAGAUAAUGGACUUGGCCACAAAGGUUGGAGAAUAUCGACUGCUCAAUGGAAAUCGAAUUCCAGAGAAGCUGAUGAGAGAGUGGAAGGAAUUGCUGUUCAGUGGUCUUCCACUUUACGAGCCAAUAAAGGACCGCCAGCCAGGGUUUGGGUUCCGUGAACCACUAGACACUAUAGAGCUUCAGAAGCAGGAGAUACUCAACAACCAGGACUAUGAUGAAUACACUAAUAUGGUGGGUGAGUGGGGAUGGCCAGAGGAAGCUGUGGAAGUGAAAUUACCCGUGACCAACAAUGAUAUUCUUGGGUACAUUGUCCAACAACUGAGGAACGUUGUUGAUCCACCCAUAACUGAACCAUCAUCAUCCCUAUUUCCACACUUUAUCCUUAAGGCCUGUGUCCUUGGAAAGUUUUGCUCUGGCAAGACCACCUGCCUGUCCAAGAUUGCUGAAGCACAUGGCAUCUACGUCUUAUCGACUGAUACUUUGAUUGAAGAGGCACUGAAUGCUCACAAGAACGGAGAGAAGGGCACAGUGCAGCAGCGUGACGAAGACAAUGAGCAACCUCUCGCAAACACAUCAGUGAAAUCUGAUCUUGAAAACCAAGAAGAAAAUAGAGCUGGUAAUGCAACACUUUUGAAGCGAGCCAUACAAGGAGCUGCUGUGGAAAAAGAGCUGAGGAAAGGGAACACUAUCCCUAAUGAGCUGUUAGUGGACAUUAUAGUAGAGGCGAUCAGUCAGCUUCCAUCUCAGUCAGGUUGGAUUCUGGAUGGAUUCCCAUUUGACAUCGCUCAGGCACAUCUUCUAGAGAAAGCCCUUGGUGGAGCUGUAUCCUUAGAAAGGGAAGUUGUAAAUAGCAGGAAGAACCCUGCUAAAGAUCCCAAUCCACCAAAAACUCCACCACCCCCUGCACCUGUGCUGGACCUGGUUUUGCUCCUGGAUAUCCCUGAUGAGCAUGCAAUCAGUCGUGGAUACACUAAAAUGGAUCUGGACGAUGAUCCUAGAACCUCCCAGCAUGCAGACAAGAAUGUGUAUCUGGCACAGAUUGGACACAGGAUAACAGCUUUUCAGGAUACCUGGCCAAAACUGGAGAAAUGGUUUGGCGAAAAGCAAAACAUUUUGGUCCGUGUUGAUGCAGAUGUAGAUGUUCAGGAGCUUUACAGUAGGGUGGAGUCUAUCCUGCAUCAAGCUAUAUUGAAAACACAGGGAGGUGUAGACCAGCCUACAGCUCUCACUGAAGAAACUAUUGAGCCCACAGAGUCCUGCUCCAGCCUUAAAGAGGAAAAGGUCCAAAGUCCCAGAGGGCCCAGUAGGAGUGCAUCAGUAUCCUCAGUGUGCAGUGUUAGCUGUCAAGGAGCCCCCAAAAACUCACCUAAGUCUAAGUCUUUCUGCCCCCAAUCAUCUGUCCAGCUCCAUGUGAACGAGCCACUUCCUCCAGAGAUCCCAGAGUACCUGUGCUCAUACUGGGACACAUUGUGCGAUUCUUAUGUAGACGGUGUAAAGACGGUGAUGCAAGAGCUGCGCUUGCAACGCUCUGUUAUCAACCAUCACCUGUUUAAUAUCAGAGAGCAUUACAAACAUUAUUUGGGGCGCCCAGACUUAAAACAGGAGUUAGUGUCUCAAUGGCAGAAGAACUUCAACAGCAUACCCGAUGAUAUGAGAGAAGAUGAGGAUACCAAAGAAGAGCUACAUCUGAGAUUGGAUGAGCUACGUGAACGUUUGUGGGACAUUACUGACAAGCGUAAGGAGCAGGAUGAGCAAGAGAGGGCUUCUCUCAUGAGUGAUGGUUGGUUGGAGGAGCACAUUGUUGUUCUCGUCAACCACCACUCUAUACUUACGCAGGUGGAGUUUAACCGCUUCCAGGAGACGCUCUGUAUUCUCAGGGUCUACUAUUUAAGCAUGUGUGGACAGAUGCUUCCCAAACCACUCUCAAUUUUUUUUUAUGUUCCUUUAAUGGAAAACACAGAAAAUAAGGAUCAGGAUGAGAGUAGUGAACCACCAGGAUCAAGUUUGUGCAAUCUGGAUGAAGGAGAGGACAAGAAGAAGUUACAUUUUACUCCACUCACCAGACAUCCUGACGCCUCUGGAAGGGUCUCCAAGACAAAAGGCCAAGAUCAGCCAGAACCUGUUCAAGUCAGAUUUCCCGUCUCUCUUUAUGUGCCCUUUAUUUUUCACGUACACACACACACACACACACACACACACACACACAUAGCUCUGCUAGAGUUACUGUACCAGCAGCUAUACAGCAUUUCUCCAUCAGGCUUCAUGUCUACGUCUGGGUUCUUCAGUUUGCUCAAAGAUAUCACAACUACUAACAUGGGCAAAGACACCUUGCCUGAGCCCUGGAUGGACAAAAGUGAAUCGCAGUUGAUGGAGAUUGUGUCUUCAUUGACGGACAGCUAUGAGCUGGUAGACUGGCGUCGGUUUCUGCUCAGUGCUGCUCUUCCUUGGCCAUUUCCUUUGUUAAGUCAGCUGCUGGAUGUGCUACAACAGUUCAAGGCAGCAGAUACUAGUGACACAGGCUAUAUAAAUGAGGAGAACUACUUGAAAACAGAGUUGUGGUUCUCCACUGAAAGUGUCCAGACUGUUCCCGAGGACCCCUCUGAGCCUGUACCUUAUGUGCGUCUGGCCAACCUUCGCAAGUUCUUUUUCCACAUGUUUGCAGACCACUCCUUCUCUCCCUCUCGAUUGGAUUAUGUGUCCAUGCUGAAGUACUUUGCUGCAGACCCCAACCCCACACAGGGCUUCAUCCGAAUAACCAUAACACUAAGCACUUCUCUAAUGAUAAUACUAUUACUGUCUGCUGGCCUGCAGAACCUGGUGGAAGUAUUCAGAGAGCUGGGAUAUGAUCCUGAGGACCAUGUCCCUUUUUCCAUUCUCUCUCAGCAUCCUUCUGUUCUGUCGCUGAUGGAGAGUUGUACACACCACCAGCUUGUGAACAUUCAUGGAGUGUUACUGGACAGUCAGCAUGGAGGAGAGACUAACAGCUCAACACUUUCAUAAAGGAUAAGAUAAAGACAUAAUUCUGGCCGCACUGUGAAGAACUCUAACUUGGGAAAUGCACAAUUUUGAAGUGUUCUAAUUAUUUUAAUGUUUAAAAUGCUAUGUUAAUAGGUGUGCAUCCAUACACUGGUGUUGUACUACAUAUUUGAGAUAGGAACAAUAACAUAUGGUGGUGGAUUGACCUUGCUAAAUUUUUUGUCCUGUGAUACACUCCAGAAGUUUUCAUGACUGAGGUGCUUCUUUUUUAAUGAACUCUGUGCACUGUCCAGGAUAAUUCAGAUGUCAAGCCUGACUUGUCCGUCACUUCCUACUGUGGCACCAACAACCCUAUCAUAGUUCAUUCAGGAUGUAUGUGUUAUGGUAGCAGCUUUCCACUUUUUUCAUAAACGGAGAAGUAUGAAUAAAUGAUAUUUCAACAAAUAAUGUAGAUUGUUAGACAAUUUGUUUUACUAAAGGCAAAAAAACAUGUUAUUAUACCAAUACUAUGUUCUGUUCUAAUAGGACCUCUCUUUGUAAAAGGAUGAUUUUGCCAAGCAUGAGGCAUUUCUUGGUUUUAUGGUGAUAAUCCAUUUUGUUCUGCUGAUAUCUUCUGGAAAUUUGUCCAUUUGUCUUGAUCAUUACUCAGUUUAAUAAGCUGCCUGGCUCAUUAAAUUGAACUUUUCCAUAAGGAAUUGUUUUAGCAGGAAGGUUUUUAUUAUCUGUUUCUAAUGAAGGAGAAUAAUUUUGUUACCACAUAAUACAAACAGCACGGGUAAUGUAUUUUGGACUUUUUUGCUUCUGGCUAUCUCAGUCCUUUAGUCUGCCAAGAUCCUGUUUGUCUGAUUGGUGAGUAAUGGAGUGUCCACCCAUCCCUUUUCUUCCACAAAUCCAAUUCGGGCUGAAGCUUUUCCCAGCUGCCACAGAGCAAGACUUUUGGUACACCCUGUACAGGUCAUCAGUCUAUCGCAGGGCUAACACAUAGAGACAUAUUCACACCUACAGGCAAUUUAAAAUUACCAAUUAACCUGACUCCAUGCAUGUCUUUGGACUGUGAGAGGAAGACAGAGUGCUUACACAGAGACAGGGAGAACAUACACACUCCAUACAGAAAGGCUUCAGGCUGGAUUUAAAACCAGGACCUUCUUGCUGUAAGGGUAACUACCGUGCCACCAGAGUACACACACCAAUAUUUUGUUAAAAAAUUACAUUAGAGUAUAUUAUAUAUAAGUUCAUUCACUAUUAGGUAAACCUUACAUUGAUAUAAAAACAGUGAAAGCACUGUUUUUUCCAAACAACAAACAAGAUUUUUACUGAGCAGGUAUUACACAAAUUUUAGACGACUUGUUUACAUAUACAAAAAUGACAGGAGACACAGCUGAUAAAGUCUCAGGGAUCUUAAAAAAACAAAAAACAAAAAUGUAUGCCCAUUUAGUCUCUAUUAGACUUUCUUUGAGCAUUCUUGAGUUAAUAGUACUGUAAAAUAGAAAGUCGUUAUAGCUUCCUCUCUCUUUGUCUCAGGGACAACUUUAAUGACCUCUCAAACUUCAGGAGGUUCCUGUCCAUCCAGUAUGAAAGGCUGCUGGAGAGAGCAGGAGAUAAUAACUUUCCUUCAAGAGGAACACUGUGAUAUUACUGACCUUGAUGCUUGUAACCCCUGUUCCUUCAUCCUGGAACACAAACCCAGUGUCCAUUAUAUAACUUUCUAUCCUGGCACUCUGAAGGGUCAGGAUCCAUCCAGUAUCCUACAUUCCAGUGUUCAGUUCCCAACUUUCUGACCACUCAAACAUCUGGGCUCAGGCAAUGAACCUUUUUUUAUUCUUUACUGACUUCUACAAUAAAGGUAAUAUCUGCA